This is a messenger RNA of Linderina pennispora, 435 nucleotides long. RefSeq lists its product as uncharacterized. The transcript has a single exon. The record is from RefSeq and is a predicted model, not a curated record. Lineage: Eukaryota; Fungi; Kickxellomycota; Kickxellomycetes; Kickxellales; Kickxellaceae. The coding region runs from base 115 to 336 and encodes 73 amino acids.
CUUGCCACGGCCAUCCCCUCUCUAUACAGGCGGAUGGAAACCUAGGCCUUUUUUGCUGGGCGUCUUUUAACAACGCCGUAGCGCCGCCGCCGCCGCUGUCAUUCAAAGCAAAACAUGCGUUUGUUCACAAAGUGUAGAUAUUCUACGGGUGCUCCACUGCGAACUGCCCAAAAGGGUGCAUGCCCACUCGUGUGUUUGGCCACAGUCGGCAAUGUCGAACAACAGCCGCCGGCUGUUCCGAAAACAACUGAGCGCAGGCGGCGAUUAGUGGGAUCAGAUUGCAAUCAGGGACCCCGAUGCUCACGCUGUGAUUGCUCCCCGCUGGCUGUGAAAUAGCACGGUUCUCACACAAUACCUAAAAAUUUUUCCCGCUUUGCUUUGCUUCUCUGAAUUGCUUUUGUCAUUUUUCCACUUUCGCAAAGGUAGGGCACAGUC